UUGAUUUUAAUUUUUAAUGUAUACUAACCUAAUUUCGGCCCGGCAGCCCAGUCUCUCUUUUCUAUUUCUGUACCCAGGGUGGCUUAAGAACCCAGUGACUUCCUUGGCUCUAAAAAUCUGUUAAUCGCGAAGCAUCGCCAAGAAGCUCUCUCUCCAGAAUUUUUUUUUUAAAAAAAAAAACACAAAAGAGCUCUCAGAUUCAAUCAUCUUCUCCGAUCUCGUCAAAAUCCAAUAACAAAAUGGCUUCGACAUUCAGUGGCGAUGAAACCGCUCCGUUCUUCGGAUUCCUCGGCGCCGCUGCCGCCCUUGUUUUCUCCUGCAUGGGAGCUGCGUACGGUACCGCGAAGAGUGGAGUUGGCGUUGCAUCGAUGGGUGUGAUGCGACCAGAACUCGUGAUGAAAUCCAUAGUUCCGGUUGUUAUGGCUGGAGUUUUGGGUAUAUACGGUCUGAUCAUUGCUGUGAUUAUCAGUACCGGUAUUAACCCUAAAGCAAAAUCCUAUUAUCUUUUUGAUGGAUAUGCUCAUCUCUCUUCUGGCCUUGCUUGUGGCCUCGCUGGUCUCUCUGCUGGUAUGGCUAUUGGCAUCGUUGGUGAUGCUGGUGUUAGAGCUAAUGCCCAGCAGCCAAAGCUUUUUGUUGGGAUGAUCCUCAUUCUCAUCUUUGCUGAAGCACUUGCCCUCUACGGUCUCAUUGUUGGUAUCAUUCUUUCCUCCCGAGCUGGUCAAUCGAGAGCUGAGUAAAGAGUCCCUCUACUUGGUGUUUGGAUGGCCGUUGUGAUUUAUCUAUAAUUAGUUAUGAGCUAGCAAGGAUAGCCAGAUUAUUUUUGCCAAGGUUCCUUGAUUCUGCACUUUCCCGCUCUGUGGUGAAAGAACCAGAUUGACCUUGCCAUCCAUCAAUGGGUGUCUCAAUGGCUGAUGUGUACACUGAAUGGAAUGAUGAACGAUGCACUUGAAACAUGGUUUCUGCUAAAAUUGGGAUUAGUAGUCUGUGGUCUCCGGUUGAUGUGGCUAUAAGAAGGGAGCUGUAUGUCAACGAUGACAUCGGGGGAGUGGGCGGCGGCGGGGUCCAUGCUCGUUCGUAAAGCCACUCAUUUUGUAAUUUCUUAAACAAGUUAUGUGAAUUGGUCCCUCCUUAAAGUUGAAAUUAGAUUUUAGCCCCUGCAUGGCAACAA
Messenger RNA from Populus nigra (black poplar), 1168 nucleotides. RefSeq names its product V-type proton ATPase subunit c2. Gene Ontology annotation, biological process: proton transmembrane transport. The coding region runs from base 240 to 737 and encodes 165 amino acids. The record is from RefSeq and is a predicted model, not a curated record. Gene Ontology annotation, cellular component: proton-transporting V-type ATPase, V0 domain. NCBI's taxonomy places the organism in Eukaryota, Viridiplantae, Streptophyta, Magnoliopsida, Malpighiales, Salicaceae. The transcript is spliced from 4 exons. Gene Ontology annotation, molecular function: proton-transporting ATPase activity, rotational mechanism.